UCAGACUUUUCGCUCCGGCCGAUCCGGCUAAUCCUGCUAACCCUCGAUGGAUUACUAUCCCCACGGCCCAGCACCGGGUGUGGCUCACGGCGCUCACGGCCACCAUGCGCAUGGCUAUGGCCGCCCCGUGAACAACGUGCCGCACCUGGGCCAUGGGGGACACCCCCAAGGGCAUCCCGGACACCCGCACCAUGGACAGCAUGGACAUGGACCGCCCCCUGGACAGCCGGGGACGCAGAUUGAUGAACAGGUCCUGGGUUAUGUGGAAGACCUGCAACUUGGAGAUGAACACAGUGAUGUGGUGCGUGAAAAUGCCCUCCUUGAGCUUUCCAAGCGACGAGAGUUCGUACAUGAUUUAGCACCACUCUUAUGGCAUUCCUGUGGCACCAUCUCAGUGCUGAUUCAGGAGAUCGUUGAGAUCUAUCCCUACCUCACUUCAAACGCCAAUGCUGCGGAUCUAACCCCAAAUGCCUCGAACCGGGUCUGUAAUUCCUUGGCUUUGCUACAGUGUGUGGCAUCGCAUCCCGACACGCGGCCCCUCUUCCUGAGGGCUCGACUUCCGCUGUUGCUAUUUCCAUUUCUGAACACCUCGAGCACAGACAGACCCUUUGAGUACUUGCGGCUCACUUCCCUGGGAGUCAUUGGAGCGUUGGUCAAAGUGGAUGAUCAGUCGGUCACGAAUUUCCUGCUCAACACAGAGAUUGUCCCAUUGUGCUUGAGGAUUAUGGAGAAUGGAAGUGAACUUUCCAAAACGGUGGCCACAUUUAUCGUGCAGAAGUUGUUGUUGGACGAGGCAGGCCUCUGCUUUGUCUGUCAGACCCCGGAACGCUUCUAUGCUGUGGCCAAAGUCUUGGCCAAGAUGGUGGACGUCUUGGUGGAGUUUCCUUCCAUCCGUUUAUUGCGCCACGUGGUCCGCUGCUACCUGCGCUUGUGUGACAACCGACUGGCCAAGGAAGUCUUGCGACAAAGUCUGCCUGACGCCCUGGCGUCGGACCCCUCCUUGCAGAGACUUCCUGAGAGCAUCCGCCAGAGCUUGGAGGAGGACCAAGCCACAAAGCGCUGGUUGCAGAACCUGCUCCAAAUUCUGAACUACAAAUGAUCCGAAGAUUUCCGAUGCAAUUUAUG
Molecule: messenger RNA, 1125 nt
Organism: Cladocopium goreaui
Lineage: Eukaryota; Dinophyceae; Suessiales; Symbiodiniaceae
Source: the annotation of a GenBank genome assembly